CACCAGAGCAGCUGUCAUGUGAUAGCUCGUCCGAGAGGCUGCUGCGAGACAGUGGCUUCCUACCUUUAGAUGAGGCUCCAAUAAAACCACGCAAGGGCGAAGUUUUAUGUUUGUAGGAGAAGACGGACGCGGCUGGUUAGUGACGGACAGCAGGGACGCUGGGGUUGUGUAGUUUGACCCCUCGGACGCUGCCAUGGGUUGCUGUUACAGCAGCGAGAACGAGACCCCGAGUCAGGACCCUGACGAGAUUAAGCCGCUGAUCCCUCACCCAAACCCUGUCAGCAAACCCCCAAAUGGGACUGACUGGAUCACUCCCAGUGUCCCCUCAGCUCGGACAGAUGAACAAGCCCUCCUUACAUCCAUCCUGACGAAGACAGCACAGAACAUCAUUGAUGUGUCAGCAGCAGACUCAGUCAUGAUGGAGCAGCAUGAAUACAUGGACAAAGCUCGGCAAUACAGUACUAAGCUGGCUGUAUUGAGCACCAGCCUGCCCCAGAAGAAACCCCUCGCUCUCCCGUCCCUCACCAGCCAGCCCCAUCAAGUGCUUGCAAGUGACCUGGUGCCAUACUCAGAUGUUCAGCAGGUGUCCAAGAUAGCAGCUUACGCUUACAGUGCAAUCUCUCAGAUCAAAGUGGAUGCUAAAGAAGACCUGGUGGUCCAGUUUGCCAUUCCCUGAUUCUGCGACUCUGGCCUGCACAUUGUUCCUCCCAUCCCACUCUCUCUGUGUCACUCCUGCAUCCUUAACCUCCAGCCCACCGUUUAUUAAAGCAUUUUGGUCCUUGUGCUUCUUAGCUAUGCCUCUAACUGCUACAAAGACAGAGACAAUGCAGGGUUUCACCCUAUGGCUGUCCAUUUAGUGUAAUUAAUUACGGGCUGGUGACAUAUUGUCUAAUGGGCAACGGAAGAUGGUUUACUGUUGGUGGAUAUGAUCUUACUUACAACAACAAGGCCUCCUCUGUACGUAAUGCAUGGAUUACAGGCUUUGUCAGAACAGACUGCGGAAAACAAGUCAUUCAUCAAUCAUUUAAUCGAUCAGUCAAUUACCUUUCUUGAUCAUCUCUCUAAAUUUUAUGAAUGGUUUCCAGGGCUGUCUCGAUAUGUUGACUUUGUUAGAAUUCCGAGCUGAUUUUUGAAGGCAUGGAAGAAUGAAUAGUGUAAUCACCUGAGACAGACUGCUGACUGUUGGUUUAUGCAUUUGAAAUGAUCUCCACUGUAACAGAAGAAACAAGGACUCUUUGGAUUAAUUGAAAUCAUCACAGCACCAUAGUGUCAAUUGUAGUAGUUGUAUAUUUUAGUCAUUUACCAAGAUAAAAAAAAAAAACGACUUGCAAUGUGGGUUAAUGUUUGCACAUCAUCUACACUCUCCUCAAUCUUUUUCCUUAAACAGCAAAAACUAGCCAGAAAGGGUGGAUAUGGAGUGAAGAUAAAGAUAUCAUAUUUUUGAUGGCUGUAAUAAUGUAGUUCUGACAUUUGUUGAUAAUCUGGUGGCACUCUGCACCAAGAACCAUAAACCAUAGCACCAACCCGACUGCAGUAAGUUUCCUUGAGAUUUCACUCUAAUGUUUAAAAACAAACAGUGAAAUGUAAAGUUUUCUUCCACUGUUACUCCAGUUGAGGCUAAAUCAUGAGUCUCUUGGCUGUUGUCCUCUGGUGGGUGAGGAUGCGAACACAAAUAGGGGUGCUGGGUGGACCUAUUAAUGUCACCGGGAGCGGGACAUGACCGAGCUUUCUUGGGGCACAAGUUCUCGAGUUUACAGACAGUGGUGUAUCCUCUACAGUUUUCCAGCACUAAAGAAUUCGUGGGCAGACUCUUUAAAUCAAAUUCCAGAAGUUCACACAUUUACUAGCAUUGGAGGCAUUUAGAGAUGAAGGUGGGUGGGUGUGUGGAGGGUGCAGGGACAGAUGAUGUGUAUUCAUGCCUUUGUACAGAAUUUUCUGAUUUAAUAUAAAAACAGAUGAUGGAUUGUAUGAAGUUCCUCUUUUUGUAGAGAGUUCAUUGGUCAGGAUUGGCUAUGAUCUUGUGGUGAUGAGAACUUUUUUGGAAACACAAGAACACUUUUAAGGCCUGUGUUUGUUGGCUUUUAAACAAAACUUUUCGCUGCAGAUUGUAAUAUGAUUGAGUUGUUCAUAAUAAUCAGAAACUAACCAUUGUAGCAGUGUGGGGGAGCAUUAACAGUCUAUGUACCACAGCAGAUAAAACGAUCCGAGACCUUUUUGUGAUUAUUUAUUUGUGUUUUUAAGUGUAUAAUUGCUCUUUGGAGGAGAGCAUGACUGUAUGUGUGGGCAGGGAGCACAGUGAGCCGCUCUGGAGUCUCAAAAGGGAUUAUCUGCAAGGCUGUGAUUAUUUAAACCACGCAACUGAUUUGAGCUUUUUGCAAUGGGAUCUAGGCAUUUUUUUCUGUUUUGUUUGUUUCUCAAAUAUGUAAUACUACCUGAAAUAUGUUUGUAAUAUCUUAGGCUAGUACCAAAAAGUUUUAAGACUUUUUUUUUUUUUUUUUUUGGUUUAAUUAAUUCAUUAAAGACUUUCAACAAAGCA
Amphiprion ocellaris (clown anemonefish) is the source of this 2536-nucleotide messenger RNA. RefSeq names its product late endosomal/lysosomal adaptor, MAPK and MTOR activator 1 (gene lamtor1). The transcript has 5 exons. Bases 194 to 676 code for a protein of 160 amino acids. Gene Ontology annotation, cellular component: lysosome; late endosome membrane; Ragulator complex. Gene Ontology annotation, molecular function: molecular adaptor activity; guanyl-nucleotide exchange factor activity. The record is from RefSeq and is a predicted model, not a curated record. Gene Ontology annotation, biological process: positive regulation of TOR signaling; regulation of receptor recycling; positive regulation of MAPK cascade. Lineage: Eukaryota; Metazoa; Chordata; Actinopteri; Pomacentridae.